Messenger RNA from Zea mays, 5144 nucleotides. Its product is annotated as monothiol glutaredoxin-S1, mitochondrial. The coding region runs from base 4544 to 4984 and encodes 146 amino acids. NCBI's taxonomy places the organism in Eukaryota, Viridiplantae, Streptophyta, Magnoliopsida, Poales, Poaceae. The record is from RefSeq and is a predicted model, not a curated record. Gene Ontology annotation, cellular component: mitochondrial matrix. The transcript has 5 exons.
AUAUCAUGGAUGCUAUGAUGCACUAUCAUACCCAUUGUUCUUUCCCAAAGGUGAACUUGGAUGGCAUGCAAAUAUUCCGAAGUCCAAUGUUUCCAUGGAUGAAGUAGAGGCGUAUCGUGACCAACACAGGACAAGGGAUGCAAAUGAUGACGAUACAUGUUAGUUGUUUCUUUGUGAGUCUUAUAUAAUCCUUUGUUAAGUAUGUUUUUAGCAAAACUAAUUACUACAACUUGCAUCUUGCAGAACGACCCAGCCAUCUAUGUGUGUCUGUUCGUGACUAUUACUGCUACAGAUUCCAAAUUCGCCCAGGUAUAUUCAAUCCAAUACUUCAUGGGAAGCGUCUUUUCCAACAGUUCGUUGUCGGCAGCUACAUCAAGGUUGAGAGCUCUCGUUUGGAUUUCAUACGUAGAAACCAAGACAGAUUAAGGGCAGAUCUAUACAAGGGUUUGGUAGAUAGCUUGCAUGAAGGCGAGAACAGAGCAGACAAAAUUGGAAAGUGAACUGUGUUGUCUACAUCAUUUAUCGGUGGUCCUCAUGACAUGAGACACCGGUAUAUGGAUGCUAUGGCCCUUGUGCGGAAGUUUGGGAAACCAGACAUAUUCCUUACUAUGACGUGCAACCCCAAUUGGGAUGAAAUAACAAGGGAGCUUCAUCCUAUGCAGUCGCCACAGGAUCGUCCAGACCUUGUUGUUCGCAUAUUCCGUGCGAAACUAGAGGAAUUGAAGAAGAGAUUGACUAAGCAACAUAUUCUUGGAAAGAUCCGUGCUUAUGUCUAUGUCAUGGAGUUCCAGAAGCGAGGUUUGCCCCAUGCCCAUUUUCUACUCAUCAUGCAGAGAAAGUACAAGCUAACAUGUCCUGAGCAGUAUGAUCUACUGAUCUCCGCUGAGAUCCCUGAUAAGAAGAAGUACCCGCAGCUGUACAAGAUGGUUAUCAAGCAUAUGAUGCAUGGACCGUGUGGGUUGUUAAAUCCUAAAUGCCCAUGCACUAAGGGUCGUGCUUCAUGCAAACACCAUUAUCCUAGAGCUUUUAGCAAUGCAACGUCUCAAGGAAAGGAUUCAUAUCCUAUUUAUAGGCGUCGUGAUGAUGGACGUAAGGAAACGGUUCAAUGUUGUGAAUUGGACAACAGACGGGUCAUCCCUUACAACCCUUACCUCCUCCGGCUCUUCAACUGUCACAUCAAUGUUGAGGCGUGCGGGAGCAUCAAGGCUGUCAAAUACUUGUUCAAAUACAUAUACAAAGGCCAUGAUCGUGCGUCUGUGGCUGUGACAGAUGCAAACAAGGCUAAUGGUGACGUUGAUGAGAUCAAGCAGUAUAGAGAUGCUAGGUGGGUGACCCCUCCAGAAGCCCUCUGGAGGAUAUUCAGCUUUGAUCUAAGUCAAAACUCUCCACCAGUGAUGCAACUGCAGCUCCAUCUUGAAAACAUGCACAUGGUGUCAUUUCACGAGCGUGCUAAAGUAAAUCAUGUUGUCCAACGUCCAGGUGCCGAUAGGUCAAUGCUUACGGCAUAUUUUGAGGCAAAUAGGCUACACGAGGAGGCUCGGGGCAUCCUUUACCGUGAUUUUCCUGAGUGGUACACUUUGCAACAGGGAAAAGUGUGGCAAAGGAGGAAACGAAACACGGGUGGACAGGUUGGUAGAAUAGUCUCUGCUCAUCCAGCUGAGGGGCAGCGCUUUUAUCUUCGACUUCUCUUAAACCAUGUGACGGGUGCUACCUCCUAUGUGGAUCUAAGGACAGUAGAUGGUGACACACUACCAUCUUUUCGUGAGGCAGCACAAAGGAGGGGAUUGCUUGAAGCAGACAACACAAUAGAUGAGUGUCUCAAUGAAGCCGCUAUUUACCAAAUGCCAUCAGCACUACGAAGGUUGUUUGCAACAAUACUAGUAUACUGCGAGCCGAACGAUGUGGCAGAAUUAUGGCAGAGACACCUUGACUCAAUGUCAGAGGACUAUCACCGUAGUACUCAAAGCAAAACCCAUGUGCAGCAGAUGGUCUUGAUUGACAUUAGAAACAUUUUGCAGUCAAUGGGUAAAGACAUAAAUACAUUCCCUCUCCCUGCUAUCAUCGACAUAUAUGACGAUUCACAUGGUACUGGUAGAGAGAUUUACGAGGAGGAAUGUAUCGAGCCGAUGACAGAAGACGUUGCUAUGAAAGAAACCCUAAACGAGGAGCAGAGGUCUGCCUAUGAUAAGAUCUUAUCUGUCGUUGACACCAAUAACGGUGGAGUGUUCUUUGUGGAUGGGCCUGGUGGGACUGGAAAGACCUAUCUGUAUAAGGCACUGCUUGCGGCACUAUGCAGUCAGGACAAGAUUGCAGUUGCAACAGCUACAUCUGGUGUUGCAGCUUCCAUAUUGCCUGGGGGGAGGACUGCCCAUUCGCGUUUCAAUAUACCACUUACUAUUGAUGAUGGUGUUGUAUGUAGCUUCACAAAACAAAGCGGGACAACAAAGUUGCUACAAAAAGCAUCGCUCAUUAUCUGGGACGAGGCAUCAAUGACUAAGAGACAAGCAAUUGAGGCGCUAGACAAUAGCAUGCGUGAUAUAAUGGGACGGCCUCGGCUGCCCUUUGGUGGGAAGACUGUUGUGUUCGGGGGUGAUUUCAGACAAGUACUCCCUGUUGUGCGCAAGGGGUCAAGGGCUCAGAUAGUUGCUGCCUCUCUACGGAGUUCUUACCUCUGGGAAUCCAUGUGCCACCUAAAGCUUGUUCAAAACAUGAGGGCACAGAGUGACCCAUGGUUUGCAGAAUAUUUGUUGCGUGUCGGUGGGGGAACUGAGGAAGCGAACAACGAUGGUGAUGUUCGUCUUCCAGAUGAGGUAUGUGUGCCAUAUACUGGUAAUGACCGCGACCUUGAUAGACUGAUAGAUGACAUUUACCCCAAUCUAAAUGAAAAUAUGUCUAACACAAGCUACAUCACUUCAAGAGCAAUAUUGUCUACACGGAAUGAUUGGGUGGAUAUGAUAAAUAUGAGGAUGAUCGAUCGUUUCCAAGGGGAGCAGAUGAUGUACCAUAGUUUUGACACCGCGGUGGAUGAUCCUAAUAACUAUUACCCAUCAGAGUUUCUAAACACGCUGACUCCUAAUGGACUACCCCCGCAUGUUCUAAAGCUCAAAGUUGGAUGCCCAAUCAUGUUGCUUAGGAAUAUAGACCCUGCUAAUGGACUUUGCAAUGGCACGAGGUUGGUGGUUCGUGGUUUCCAAAAAACAGUAUUGAUGCUGAAAUUGUCCUUGGCCAGCAUGCUGGAAUGCGAAUUUUCUUGCCUCGUAUACCCCUGUGCCCCUCUGAUGAUGAGAUGUUCCCUUUCCAGUUUAAAAGGAAUCAGUUUCUGAUAAGACCAAGUUUUGCCAUGACGGUUAACAAGGCCCAAGGCCAGACGAUUCCUAAUGUUGGUGUGUACUUGCCGGAACCAGUGUUCUCUCAUGGCCAGCUUUAUGUUGCUCUAUCAAGGGCCACCGCUCGAUCGAAAGUGAAGAUACUUGCCAUUCCAGUCACCGAUGAGAAGAAAAAGAAGAAGGGGGUUGAAAGGAAUUCAGCGAUAAAUGGCGCAACAUCCACAAAGAAUAUCGUUUAUAAGGAGGUCCUUACGUCGUAGCUGACAUUGACGAAUGCAUGGCAAUUAACAACUUGUAAUGCACUUAAUUAUUUUGGUUUUUAGGUGAAGAUGUAUUUUUGCCUUUUAUUUAUCUAUUUUGGCUCCUUUUUUAGCUUCCUAUUGUUUAGUGGUCAUUUGGUUGAUACAACAAAGAAAGCAGAUGAGCAUUGAAUAGAUGUUAUCGGUCUCUUUUCAUUAUGUUUCAUGUAUUGUUUAGUAAAUAGUCUUGGGUCUUUGGACCCAAAUUAACUAGAUAUAGAAAACUGCAUUUCACUUAAAUAGAAGAACAAUGUUCAGUAUGCAAAUCUCGUUUAUAAGGAGGUCCUUACCCCCGCACGUUCUGAAGAUAUGGAGGGACAUCACGACUCCAGGUUAGUUUUUUACUACUGCUAAUUAAGAUGCUAAAAUUGUAAUGUUGCUUAUGAUAUACACUAGAGAUGCUUAAUUCGGUAGGAUAUCUCUCAUUUUUGUAAUAAUGCUAGAUUUAUUUUUGUAAUAUCUGCGCCCGUCCCACCGCAAGGGGGUAAGCCAACUUCCAGCUUUUUUAGGGUCAUCAUGUUGAUAUCGCGGCUGUUAGUACUUGUUGGAUUAGGUGUUAGUUUUGACCAUAGCCAAGCUUUUGAUUCAUCAUAAUCUGAUCCCAUUACCAAUUUCUCUUCCUAUGUGUACAGGUUCACCCUUCAACCAAUGCUCCUGGAAAUGGUCUAAACUUCCAUUUUGGACAUUUGUAGCGGUUGGGCAAUAUAUGUAGUUAUCACAGGAAUUCUCCCUGCAAGAUGAUUUCCAUGAUAUACCAUCAUCCAUGUCACCGGAUUCAGUGAAGCAGGGACAUUUUGAUCCUUCUAUCUUCACCUCGAUUUCAUUAUUGAGCGCUGAAUCAGCUUUCUCCAGUAAUUCAGCAAUAAACUUCUCUUUAAACAAGCACUUCAGUUCAAGGAGAGCUCCCACAACCACCAAAUGCAUUUGGUGGGCAAGCAAGGGUUGAUGGACGCUUUGUUACUGUUACUGUUCCGCGCGCAGAAAAAAAUUCAAUCGUGGCUUCCUGAAAAGGUUAUGUACCGACCAGCAUUCCAGCAAUUUAUGAACUAUUCGUCACCACAUGGUGGUGAUCCUAAUGCAAACAUGAACUCAACUGCAACACGAAUAGCAGCUGAUCUUGAUACACAUCAAGAUUUUGAGCCAAAGAGCAGAAGUUCAGACAUGCCUUUGCAUGCCGCUAUUACUCAGGAUAUCAAGGAGAACCCAGUCUUGAUCUACAUGAAGGGUUUUCCUGAGUCUCCAAUGUGUGGCUUCAGUGCACUGGCUGUUAAGGUCUUUCAGCAAUAUGGCGUCCCUACCUGUGGUAGAGACAUUCUUGGGGAUCUCAAGCUCAAAGAGAGUGUUAAAGCCCACACGUAAGUGGCUUUGUAGACCUCCUGGAUGAUGUAUUUUUAAUUUUUAGACAGUAAGUGGCAACACACUUGUGUCUCAAAAUUGAAAAUGGUCCAUGGUAAGGUAGAUUAUCGAAAUUUUGCAUGAUGUUACGAGGAAGGGGAAUGAUAUUCAAGUUUGCCUUCAA